UAGAUGCUAUUAGGGUUUGCGAGAUGAAGCGCAAGGCUUCCUUCAGUGACGCGGCGCAGGCGUCUUCGUCGUGCGGCGGCGAGGAGGCGAUCGAUGCGGCGGAAUGCGUGUUGCCAGCGCUGCUCCCAUUCAAGCGAUCGCAGCUCCUGGAGCGCUACCCCAAGGGCAACACGCGAGGUAGGCACUGGAAGCACCUCAAGCAGAUAAUCCAGGCCGAGAAUUUCCAUCUGCUUCCGGCUGAUGAGCCCAACUAUGUUAACAUCGAAUCGCCUCCUUCCAUGUACCCCUCCAAGAAAUACUGCGACAUCUCUGGAUUUGAGGCACCUUACACGGAUCCACGAACAAAGCUCAGAUAUGCAAAUGCCGAUGUCUUCAAGCGCAUCAGAUGUCUUCCCGACGAUUACGUUCAAGGCUACUUGGGUCUCAGGAAUGCCACUGUAGUUCUCAAGUAAGCUCUCCUCGACUUAAGCACAAGCCUGGAUAUAGCACAGUUCUUGGGGAUAGUAUAAGCAACGAGAAAGGAAGGCUAGAACGAGCAGGAGUCUGGUUAUCGAGAACUAUUGGUUAGUAUAGAAUGGAAGAAACUCAAGGAUAGAGUGUAGGACCGGAGUUAGCAACGAGGAAGAGCCAUUAUCAAGCCAGCCCCAUGAAGCCCGAGUUUCACGCACUUGGUGGAGUUCUUGAGGGCAUGAGCAAGAAGAAAAAUUCCAACGAUGGUGGCUGCUACAAUCUGGCGCUUGCUGGGUGGUGGAGGAUACAGGGGCCGUGGCUAUGCUAAAAAUGUGAGAAGCUUUUGCUUUCACUCG
Messenger RNA from Selaginella moellendorffii, 806 nucleotides. Its product is annotated as INO80 complex subunit C. Gene Ontology annotation, cellular component: Ino80 complex. Bases 24 to 452 code for a protein of 142 amino acids. NCBI's taxonomy places the organism in Eukaryota, Viridiplantae, Streptophyta, Lycopodiopsida, Selaginellales, Selaginellaceae. Gene Ontology annotation, biological process: chromatin remodeling. The record is from RefSeq and is a predicted model, not a curated record. The transcript is spliced from 3 exons.